Molecule: messenger RNA, 349 nt
Organism: Lucilia sericata (common green bottle fly)
Lineage: Eukaryota; Metazoa; Arthropoda; Insecta; Diptera; Calliphoridae
Exons: 9
Coding region: 37-339 (100 amino acids)
Source: RefSeq, a predicted model, not a curated record
UUGUAUUUGUACAAAUCAUAGUAAACAACAAAAACCAUGAACUUUAACAAAUAUUUUGCAAUUUUCGUCAUUGUAGUCUUGUGCCUUUUAGGCCAACAGGCUGCCAAGGCUCAUAGCAUUUUUGGAAAUUUGAAAAAGGAUGUAGAAAGUGGUGCUCAUAAAGUGGGUGCUAAAUUGGAUAAUGUUGGCGAUAAAGUGGUAAGUGAUGUCCAUGAAACUGGUGGUAAAUUGGUCAAUAUGGCGAUAAAAUGGAAAGUGAUGUUCAUGAUACUGGUGCCAAGUUGGUUAAUACUGGUGAAAAAGUGGCAAACGAAACUCAAGAAGUGGGAUCUGAAUUGAAAAAUGAUGG